Molecule: messenger RNA, 3797 nt
Organism: Pogoniulus pusillus (Red-fronted tinkerbird)
Lineage: Eukaryota; Metazoa; Chordata; Aves; Piciformes; Lybiidae
Gene: PXYLP1
Product: 2-phosphoxylose phosphatase 1
Exons: 9
Coding region: 997-2436 (479 amino acids)
Biological process (GO): dephosphorylation; glycosaminoglycan biosynthetic process; chondroitin sulfate proteoglycan biosynthetic process
Cellular component (GO): Golgi apparatus
Molecular function (GO): phosphatase activity
Source: RefSeq, a predicted model, not a curated record
UGCGGCCACGCAGGAAGCCGUCUGCAGACAGCUGGAGCGGCACGCGGCCUCGACGGGCGGCAGCGGGAAACUCCACACCUGCCUGCGAGGGCCGCCUUGUCUCCAGUCGCGGAGCCGGACAGCGGCGGCGCCGGGCCAGAGCGGGCCGGGGCGACUCCACACCGCCCCGCUGGGCGUCACGGCGAAGCGGCCCCCUUCUCCAGGGCGGAGGCAGCGGCAGGGGGCGCUCGGGGGCGGCUCGGCGGGCGGGGGCGGUGCUGGCAGGCGCCAGCGCUGGGCGGGCUACGGAGCCCUAGCCGUGGCGUGGCGGCGGGCGGCGGCUUCAACCCUGCCUGCUGCUCCGGUUUCGGCACUGGAGGAGGCUCUGGGCGCGGCAGGGCAGCUAAUUUAGGCUCUUGCAAGGUCCUGCAGGCAGGGGCGUGUCACCUCCAUGUGCUGGCUGGUGGGAACACUUCAAGUUCUUUAUAAACAGACUAGAGAAGCUGGUAGCAGAAAAAAAAAAGCCUCUGCCAUCGGGUGCUGCCAGAGCCUGAGCAUGAUGGCAGCAAACUUUUGAGAUGAGUAUCUAAAGGGUCUCCUUGGAGCCUUCUCUUCAGGCUGAACAGCCCUCACUCUCAGCCUUUCUGCAUACGAGAGGUGUUCCAGCCUUUGUAUAAUUUCCAUGGCUUCCUGUGAAUAUUCCUCCACAGGUUGUUGUAGCACCAAUUGACUUGGUCAUAACUACAAGAUCUCAGCCACAAGUUUACAUUCCUGAAGGAAUAAAGAAAGUCCUUUGAAGCACAAAAGGAAAGAUUUGGCUUGCACCGCUUGCUGACACAACUGUUUCCUGCAGUUUUCAUUUCAAGAGUAUUAAGUUCUUUAGCUGUCUGAGAAUGGAUGCUGGACUCCUGGGGUUUAGUGGAUGAAAAAUGUACUGUCUGGUUGUCUGCUGCCAAAUGGCUGGGCACCACUGAUAUAUGAAGAUGAAACCAUGAAGAGGAAGCAGAACAAAUAAUAAUGCUUUUCCGAAACCGCUUUCUGAUCUUGCUGGCUUUGGCAGCCUUAUUAGCCUUUCUGAGCCUCAGUCUACAAUUCUUGCAUUUAAUCCCAGUAAACCCCAUCCGGGAAGGUGGGUUGAACGCUAAGAGCCGAAAGAGAAUAAUGCCUGAUUUGCUGACGGAGCCUCCUGCAAUAGAUCCCAUUUAUGAAGCUCGUGUUUACUGCAAUAUUCCCACCAUUGCUGAACGCAGCAUGGAAGGUCAUGCACCUCAUUAUUUUAAGCUAGUGUCAGUUCAAGUGUUGAUUCGACAUGGUGAUAGGUAUCCACUCUAUGCCAUUCCCAAGACAAAGAGGCCUGACAUCGACUGUAUGUUGGUGCCUAGCAGGAAACCUUCUCAUACUCAGCUUGAAGCUUUCAUUAAACAUAUGUCCAAAGGCUCUACAGCCCAGCUGGAUGGUUCCCUGAGCAGCCUGCCACGUUACCCGAGUCAUUCCUUGUGUGAAAUGGGAGAGCUUACACAGACAGGAGUUGUGCAGCACUUGAGAAAUGGACAACUAUUACGAGAAAUUUAUAUAAAUAAACAUAAACUGCUGCUGAGUGACUGGACAGCAAAGCAGCUCUACUUGGAGACAACAGGGAAAAGCCGAACCCUGCAGAGUGCUUUGGCGCUGCUCUACAGUUUUUUGCCAGAUUUUGACUGGAAGAAAAUUAAUAUGAGACAUCAGUGGAGCACCAUUUUCUGCUCUGGAAGCUGUGACUGUCCUAUGCGAAACCACUACCUAGAGGAGGAGCAGCGCAGACAGUACAGUUUACGGGUGAAAAACAGUGAUUUGGAGAAAAUCUAUGUGGAUAUGGCCAAAAUAGUGGGCAUUCCCACCAGGCAGCUGAGGGCAUCCAACCCAAUAGAUUCUCUCUUGUGCUAUUUUUGCCACAAUGUCAGUUUUCCGUGUACCAAAACUGGCUGCAUAGGUAUGGAACACUUCAGAGUCAUCAAAAGACAUCAGUUGGAGGAUGAGAGGGAAAGACAGGAAAAGAAGCUUUAUUUCUUGUAUGCGCUGUUGGCUACUCAUCCUCUCCUCAACCAGACUGUCAAUCGGCUGCAGCGCAUUGCAGAAGGCAAAAAGGAAGAAAUAUUUGUUCUUUACUCUGCACAUGACGUGACAUUGUCACCUGUUCUUAGUGCCUUGGGCAUUACAGAGGCCAGAUUUCCUAGAUUUGCUGCCAGGUUAGUUUUUGAACUGUGGCAGGAUGGGAAGAGACCCAAAGAACACUUCAUCCGUAUCCUCUAUAAUGGCGCCGAUGUCACAUUCCAGACCUCGUUUUGCAAGGACUAUUAUAAACGUUCCAGCAAGCCAAUGUGCCCACUGGAGAAACUGAUCAGCUUCGUCAAGAGGGAUAUGUUCUUAAUUUUCAACAGCACUAGUUACUAUGACGCAUGUCGUAGAAGACCACUGUAGAGAAGCAAGGUGGAAAAGAAGCAAUGCUGAUUUGUGUUAUCAGUUGAAGUCUGUAUUCUGGUUGAGGCACAGUUCAACUUUGUUACUUCUUGUCCUUGGAUGUAUACGUACAAGAGGAUAUUGCUUGAAACAGCCUUCAAAUUGUUUUAUUUUCAUUCAGGCUGCCAUUGGUCUCUAAUAGAACAAGUAAUGAGGGAGUGUCUGUGUGUGCUCACAUAUGCUGUGUUACCUGUAGUGAUAAAUCCAUGGGCUACUGUACCCUGGAUAUUGUUUGAUGAAAAGUGAGAGAGCAGAGACUUUUGUUUCUCUGUUUUCCAGAGGAAUACUUGGAUGCCAAAAGUUCAAAACCAUUCCUUCCCCUCCCCACUAUCUCACACUCAUUGCAAGCAGUUUGUAUCAAGAUCUUGAUGAAUUCCAGGCAUCUGCAUUAAGCUAUUUGUGAGGAAUUCUAGAAGCUCCCUACUCAGAAAGAAGCAUGUUAAUGUUUAGGGGCAGGUCUUUGAGACAAAGUGCGUGUGUGCAUAUGUACUUAGCAUGUCCAAAUGAGCCUGUGCCUUUUUAACCUCACAGACCUUUGAAUACCUGGCUACUGUUGCCAGUGCCAGAGAAGGGUAUACUGGAAAAUGGAUACAAAUCCCUCUUCUUUAAUCACACUUUCAGCACUUUGAAUAGACCAGACACAGUCCAGAAAUAUGUAAAAUCUUGUGACAUUACAACAGAUAGCAAACACUACUGUUGCCACUAAACCUGAGGUUAGGAUUAGAAAUCAGUUCUGUGGUGAAGUGUUGGCUCUUUCCCAUUGUGAAUGUGUUCAAGCUGCUGUGCUGUGGAACAAAUCAGUGUUUUAGGAGUUUAACAUAGUGACUGCUUGAGUCAGCCUGACUAAACACUACAAGAGUUAGUAUUUUUAUGGCCUAGGAAGCUCUUCUUUUGUAAGGUCAGACCUGUACAUAUUGUACUGUGUAUAUUUGUAACACAGUAGAUCUUUCUUACUUCUUUAGUCAGUAAAGACUUGUGAAACUCAUUUUUAGACAUUUCUUCCCCUUGAUCAGAAUGUUUAGAUUUAAGAAUAAACUGUCUUUUAUGGAUGACUUGAUAUGGGUAGAGAACUUGAAACUGCUUUCAUUGCUUUUGAAGAAGUAAAUUGAGAACCAAUUUUUUAAUAGAACUAGGAAUUUUGUAAUAGUGAAGGUUUUUUACACCUCUAGGAAUUAUAUAGUCUGUGACUUGUGAUUCGAUGGUGCUAGUUCAUCAAAGAAGAUAUAACUCAGCCUAAGUUCUCUGACUGUGGCCCUUCCACGCUGUCUUCAAUGCUGCAUUUCAAAAUGUUUCUUCAAAUAAAACUUGGGGGACUCUUUGUA